GCGGCGGCCGAGGAGGAGGAGGAGGAGGCGGCGGCUGAGGCGGCGGCGGCGGCGGAACGUCCCGAGGAUGACGUGCGGCGUCCUCGAAUCCCGUGGCUGCCUGCUCGCGCGCGGCUGCUGCUCCGGCUUCGGCUGCUGCUGCCGCCGCAGGAAACGGGCAAGGCGGCGCGAGCGGGAGCCGCGCGGCGGCGGCGGCGGCGGCAGCGGGGAGGAGGAGACUGAGGAGGAGGAGGAGGAAGCAGCGGCAGCAGCUGCUGAGGAAGAGGAGGAGGAGCGGCGGCGGCGCUGCUGCUGCUGCCGCUGCCAUGGCGGCCCUGGAGCGGCCCGUGCCCAGUCCCGAGGCGUUCCUGGGCCAGCCCUGGGCCGCCUGGGUGCGGGAGGCCGCCCCCCCGCACAGUAUUGACCUAGAAGACCCUGGGAAAGAGGGCAGCAGUGGCGGCCGAGAGGUGAUGAGGCUUAAUAAAGAAGAUAUGCACUUAUUUGGCCAUUAUCCAGCUCAUGAUGAUUUCUAUCUAAUAGUGUGCAAUACCUGCAAUCAGGUUAUCAAGCCACAGGUUUUCCAGUCCCACUGCGAACGAAGACACGGUUCAAUGUGUAAAUCUUCCUCAUCUCCAGCAUCUCCACCCUGCAAUUCCAGGGCAUGCCUAAUACAGAUGAAACCGAAAUCCUGCAUCGGUGGCCAUAACUCAGUAAACAGCAACUCAAAGCCAUUCAAAACGCCCAAAGACAAUCUAAUUACCUCCAGUAGCAAGCAGCAUAUGCUCUUUUCUUCAAAAAUCUCAAGAGAUAAACCGUGUGUUCCUGUUCCGGUGGUCAGUCUAGAGAAAAUUCCUCAUCUAGUGAAGGCAGAUGGUGCCAACGUUAAAAUGAACUCUACGGCCACUACUGCCAUCACCACCACCUCCUCCGCCUCUUCCUCCACCACACCUGCUCCAAUUAAGUCUGCUUUGACAUCCAAAUCGGUGGCGCCAUCACCCGAAAAGAUUUUGAACGGCAAAGGAGUUACGGUCGCAUCCCUAGACAAGAAGCACCAAAAUGGCACUAAAAACAGUAGCAAGUCUUACAAGAGAGUCUCGGAAAGAGAGUUUGACCCAAAUAAGCACUGUGGAGUCUUGGAUCCUGAAACAAAGAAACCGUGCACGAGGUCACUCACCUGCAAGUCAGGACCCGAUGCUCUCACAGGAACCUCCGUGAACUCUGGGCAAGAACGACUAUCACCUGCCAAAUCUAGACAGUCUAACUCAGUAUUUCCCAGAUCCUCCCCUUCAAAUAGCAUAAACAGCGGCACCUCUUCAAACCACACGAGCGGGAACGUAGCAGAAUUGCCCCUUCCGGCGAUGGGAGGAGAAUUGCUCUGCAGAUUAUCCAGCGACGAAGGAGAGCUAGAAGGAUCCGAAGAAGCAGAAAAAUUAGACUGCUCCUAUUCGGAGCACCAUCCUCAGCCACUUGGGUUCUGUUCCUUUGGAAGUCACUUGAUGGGAAGAGGAUACUACGUAUUUGACAGGAGAUGGGAUCAUUUUCGGCUAGCGCUAAAUUCUAUGGUAGAAAAACACUUAAACUCACAAAUGUGGAAGAAAAUCCCUCCCGCCGUGGAUAGUCCCAUGCCGUCCCCAGCAGCACACCUCAGCAGCCCCUUCCCGGCCUCCGUUCUUCAACCUUUCAGUAAUCCCACCUCGGCGUACAUUCCCUCUGCGCCCGUCAGCUCCAGAAUCCCUCCUUCUUACGUCAUGACGUCCGCCAUGCUCUCCAGCGCCCCUUUCGGGACGAUGUCAGACACCAGUUCCGUCACGUCCCACGCCACCGCCUUCCCGCACGUGGCCGCAAGCUUGAGCAUCGUAGACUCCACCUUCAAGAUGCCGUCUGCCCUGUCGCCUCUGCCGGCCGUCAUCCCUUCCCCGUCUCACAAGCCGUCCAAAACGAAAACCAGCAAGUCCUCCAAAGUCAGAGACAUCUUGUGCCGCGGUGGCGACGAGUCUUCUAGUAACAGAAAGAAAAAGCUGCCAUCUUCUUCUUCCUCCUCCUCUUCCUCCUCCUCCUCAUUACCUUUCCAGACUUCUUCCUCGUCUUCGGUUUCAGGGGCGCACAGGAAGAACUGCGUCUUGAACCCCAGUCCCACCCUCAAUCAUUACCAGGCCGCUUCUUCCUACAACAGCCUCUCCGUGCACAGCGCAAACAACGGAACAAGUUCCUUCAGUGCCAAAUCCGAGCCCUCAGGACGGACUUCGCUCUCGAGUAGCGCGGCGGACUCGGUGAAACACAUGAGCAUCGUCGUGAGCAGUAUUGACCCUUCCGGUUUGUCGGUCCCUUCCCUGGUGCAUCCUUUGUCGGACCAUUCCUUCGCCCCGCACAACGCCGUCUCUUCGCUGCCCCUUUGUUUUGACAAAUCGGAAGGGAAAAAGCGCAAGAACUCGAGCGCCAGCAGCAAAGCCUGUAAAAUUACUAAAAUGCCUGGAAUGAAUAGUGUUCAUAAAAAGAACACGCCCAAUCUCAUUUCUCCUGUGCCAGAUACGCCAAACAACGCCAUCUCUCGGACGAUUGGAAAAAACAGUGGUAUAGCUCUGUCCCAGUCCAGUCCUUCAAGUACAUCAAAUCUAAUGCACAACAAACAAAAAACAUUAAAUCGGCCUGGUCGGAUAAGGACUCUUCCAUGAUAAGGAGAACAAACCAUCUCUAUAUUUUUGCAGCCCUUCUCCAAGCCAGCUUAUUGGCUUUCUUGUGUCCUGCUGAUUUUUUUUGUACUUUUGUAUUAAAAUCUUUCCUUUUUUUUUUCCUCCAUAAAAUUGUAGUCAUGGCUUACUUUCAUUUCUUACAUGUGUUGGCCUGUGAUCUGUGCAAUCGGGCUUGAUUUUAAUUAAUGCCUUUAGAAGGAAAUUGUUGCGUUUUCUCUAUCUCUUUCUCUCUCUCUCUUUUUUUUUUUUUUAGUUUCUCGCCACAACGGGAGCAGUGGACAUUUCGAAAUAAUACCACGUGUGAUAAAAAGGCUAGAUUGAGCAAAGCUAUUAUUUCAAAUUUGCAGUAACUUCUGUAUUAAUUAUUGUCCUCAGGAUGAAUAGACAGUGUCCAUCAAUUUUGCUGACUUAUGCAUCCAGUGUCAGUGUUCUAGAUCCUUUCAACACACUGAAGGGUUAAUGCAGCUGGCUAUUAUUGCCAAUAUUAAUAGGAAUAUUGUGUGACCAUUUCCUCAUACCUAGGUGAAGGGGCCAAGAAAAGGAUUGCCGUCCUUCGCAAAAACAGAAAUCAGACAUACUGAAUUUGCAUCAGUUAAAUUGCACUGACAAUGUUUUUACAGGAAUUACUGAUUUUUUUAAAACAAAAGUAGAUCUUUUGUAAUCAGGAAACCAAUUCUACUAAGGUACUACAAAAUUACUACGAAGGAAUUAACUUUUAUUUCUACAGAAUUAAAAGUGCACUUAUACGCAGGUUUAUUGACAUCUUGGGGAGAAAUGAAAAUGAAUGCAAAUAGUUUAUUAGCUUCUUCCCUUUUCACGUAAAGGCUUAGGGCAGAUUUUAAAACAUAGAAAAUGUUUAACAACGGUAAACAAGGCUAGGCCUCUUGGGAGAAAUUAGACAAUAUUCUCAAAAAUAAUUUUUAUAAUGUUAUUGUAAUUUAUGUUUUCUUAUACUUGGAAAGUGACAAGAGAAGUUUCAUGAGCGAUGUGAAACUUAAGAAAAUAUGGUUGUAUUUUUCAUGUAUUUUGAGUUGCGUUUUACUGUACAUUCUUCAGAUUGAAAAACAAAAUGUACAUAUCUUUAUUUUUGCACAAUUUUUUUGUCUUUGGUUGUAGGAACAGAGCCUUGUUUUUUUAAAAACUAAUUUAUUUUGUGUUGUAUAGCUGCAGGAGUUAUCAAAUUUCAGUAGCAGAACAACGCUCCAAUUAUUGAACUGCUGUUCUAUAUUUUUGAGGGGAAAAAAAAAGUACGACGAUUAUGAAUUUGGCUGCUGAAGGAACAAUUUAAUAAUGUCAAGACUUCCUUAGCUUAACAUGCAUCUAUUAUGUAGAAAGCUGGAUUUUUGGGGGUGCUUUGGCAUAACCCGUAUUUAACUUUUCAUUUCCUGUGACGUAGAUCUCACAGCGUUUUGGAAAGCUAAGUAUUAAAUACAGCCCUCCAUAUUUUGUCCCAUCACAUUUUUUUUAAAAAAGGUCAUUUAAUUUAUAUAUACUAAAAUGGUAUAUAUAGUGCGGUUUUAAAAAUGGAAGUGGACUAGACCAGCCUGUAUUGUAGUGUAGCAUUUGUUAAACAGUUGGGCUUCCCCCCCCCCUUUCCAACCAUUUUCCCUUCUAAACACCCAACUUUUCAGAAGAUGUGAUUUCCAGCAAUAGAGGCACAGAAGCUUUGGUCGUUAACACACAACGCAAUGCAUAGGCCCGUCAGCCAUAUUUAAAAAUAAAAAAUAAAAAAGCAACUCGGAUAACUUGGAUAUGCCUUCUUUUGUAUCGAUGUUAACAAUUGUAUAUAGUGCCGAUCAACCUUUGUAGAGAAUAGUUUAUACAGCAUAUUCUAUUAUUGCCGAUUCUCAGUGAACUCUUGUUUAAAAAAAGAAGAAGAAAAGGAUUUUUUCUAUCUACACCUUCUAUUUUGUUACGCUGUUUUACCCAUGGCACUUUAAACAAAACUUUGGGUUUUACAUAGCUGGUCGGUCAUGGGAAAUAAAAUAAAAUAAAUAAAUAAAUAAAUAAAAUUCUGUUGCACAGAAGUGAAAUUUGCACCUCCUCAAUUAUGCUUUCCUACUACAGAUUUUAGAAUCCUUUUCGGGAAGACUUUUGAAAAUAGCACGUCCAAUCAUUCUUAAAAAAAAAAAUUGCCAUAUGUGUAGAGUCCAUUUCUUUUCUACGGACCCAUAUUUUGUAACACUAUUUUCCUCCUCCUGCACCUUUUAUGAUGUAUUUAGCAGUAUCUGAGAAAUCCCAUUCCAUGCUUGUGAUAAUUGUAAGUGUCGAAAGUGGAUGUAAAUAGUAAAAUUUAUGACUUACAGUUUUGAGAAAAGGGAAAAUAAAGAACAAAAUGUGUAUCUUGACUGAUACUGCCAUGGUUUAAGCACCCAGGCCUGGAGAUAUUCUCCAGUGGGCGAUUGUAUUUCUUUUGUUACUUGUUGGUUUUGCUUUAUUAUUAUUAUUGUUAUUAUUAUUAUUAUUUGUAACAUGGCUUUGUAAAUAAAAUAAUUUAUAUGUUUCUAAGAAAAAAA
This is a messenger RNA of Crotalus tigris (Tiger rattlesnake), 5185 nucleotides long. It is a transcript of the gene ATXN7L1, whose product is annotated as ataxin 7 like 1. NCBI's taxonomy places the organism in Eukaryota, Metazoa, Chordata, Lepidosauria, Squamata, Viperidae. The record is from RefSeq and is a predicted model, not a curated record.